AGGAAGGCCGCGAGAGUUGUUUAGAGGUUUGCCUUUCGCAGGGGAGGCCCGAGGGAAGGCGAGGGGGACGUGUACCGUCACGUGUACCAUUGGUAGGUCCGCGGGCUUGUGUUGGCACAGCUUCUUACGUGGGAGACAACUCAGCCCGAUUCGCGAGGGAUGGCGGAUCGCCGGAUGGUAUAUAUUUGUCCGGGCUUGCUUCUCCCGUCGUCAGUCUCCUGUCGUUGAUCCUGGGCCCCGUGGAAGUGCUCUCUCUCUCUCUCUCUCUCUCUCUCCCUCUUCAUCUCUCCCUCCCUCUCUCUCUCUCUAUGUCUCUCUGAAUCCGCAAUAUUCCUCCGUGACGUCUCGUUUCGUUCAUUUCUCAUCCAUCGCGUCGUCGUUGAUCCAUCGUUUUUUCCGUUGAAAAAUAAGAAGAAGAAGAGGAACAAGUUGAAGAUUCGACGUUAUAUAUAUAUAUAUCUAGAGAGAGAAAAAGGAAGAUGAUCGUCGUCGAUCUAUUCAAGUGUGUGUCCAUCUUGUUGGCGUGGUGCGCGCUCUGCGAGGGGAUAGGUCCGGAGGUUAACAAGGAGGAGGAGAGCCUGGUCGACAGGGGGUUCAGGGCGAUGUACAGGGUGUACGAGGAUUGCCAGCAACGGAACAUAGCCGUGUCACCGUGUCUCAAGAAGAAGGCGAUAGCGUUCUUCGAGAGGUUGGGCAGGAUACGCAAUCUGCCCCUUUCGGAGAAUUUCGAGCUGAUCAGGAGCACGGAUGCCGAGGAGUUGCCGAGGAGCUCGUUCGCCGAGUUGGAGACCCAGCUGGGCAGAACCGCGUCGAGCAAGGACGAGAUACUCAACGAGAUCCUGUUCGACAGGGUUGCCUCGUUGUUGAACAGUUUCAACGUGCAGAUCCGAUUGCCGCGUACCAGCCCCGGCGAGUUGAAACGAGGGAUGGAGGAGGGGCGCGGCAAGAUGAAGAAGAUGAUGGGCAUGAUGAUGAUGGGCAUGGCGAUGAAGAUGGCCGCAAUGAUACCCAUCGCCCUCGGGGUACUGUUCCUCCUGGCAGGCAAGGCUCUCAUAAUCAGCAAAGUCGCCUUGGUCUUGUCCCUCAUCAUCGGUUUGAAGAAGUUGCUCAGCUCCAAGCAGAGCAACGACCACGGCGGUUGGCAGCACGGCGGCGGAGGUUGGGACAGAAGUUUGAAGAACGUUCUGGGCUCCUCCACAGAGGCGAGCACGACGGAACUUGCGCGCGAAUACGCGCACAACUUGGCCUACUCGGCGCGACAUCAGCACUGAGUCGUCGUUGCGGGAAGAAGGGAGAGAAGGGACAUCUUCCGGUUCCGGUUGCAUGGGCGCUUGAAUCGCGUCUAACUCUACACAACACAUUCCAGGCCGCACAACGGACCUUCCGUUCGCGUUUAUUCGAUCGUACUCGGAGAGUGACGUCGCAUUUUUUUUUUUUUCUUUAACGUAAAGAGAAAUCGUU
This is a messenger RNA of Apis mellifera (honey bee), 1461 nucleotides long. RefSeq lists its product as uncharacterized. The record is from RefSeq and is a predicted model, not a curated record. NCBI's taxonomy places the organism in Eukaryota, Metazoa, Arthropoda, Insecta, Hymenoptera, Apidae. The transcript has a single exon. The coding region runs from base 480 to 1271 and encodes 263 amino acids.